Messenger RNA from Cololabis saira (Pacific saury), 1535 nucleotides. RefSeq names its product serine/Arginine-related protein 53-like. Gene Ontology annotation, molecular function: nucleic acid binding. Lineage: Eukaryota; Metazoa; Chordata; Actinopteri; Beloniformes; Belonidae. The coding region runs from base 36 to 1496 and encodes 486 amino acids. The record is from RefSeq and is a predicted model, not a curated record. The transcript has a single exon.
GGUCCAGUGAGCUGGCAGGUUUUGCACCAUUUGUCAUGGCUGGGGUUGUUUCCUUGCCUGGUAACAGUUUUGGAGUUUCUGUGACGAUGCUACGGGACACGGCUGCCUCCCAGUCUUUUAUUCUGGAGGGAGUUUUGCCAUUGAGUGAUGACUCUGCUGUGGGUUCUGAUGUUCCAGUGUUGGGGUUUGGCAUGCAGGGCAUAGACGUGCCUUUGCAUAGGAUCUCGGUUGAGUCAGAUCUUUUUUCAGGGGAAGUGGUUGUGGGGGUGUGUUCUAGUUUCCCGAUUAAGGGAGUUUCUUUUUUAAUGGGGAACGAUUUGGCUGGUGGAAAGGUUCUGGUUACACCUGAAGUGACGCCGAUCCCGGUUAGGCAGUCUCCAGAUGAGCUGGCUCAGAAGUUUCCCAAGGUUUUCACAUCUUGUGCUGUUACUCGCUCUAUGUAUAAAAAUGAGGAGAAAGAUGUUGACUUAAGUGACAGUUUUCUUUGUGAUCCUGGUGAGGCUCACUUGUGUGUUCCGGAGUCUGCUGAGAGGGUGAUAGUGGAGCACACGAAGGGGCCCCGGCGAGAUGGAGGCUAUGGUGGGAGGAGUGGAUAUGGACGCUGGGGAGGAAGAGACAGAGGCCGCAGGAACGAGGGCGUGAUCGAGUUCAGGCAGUACUCCGACAUGAAGAGAGCUCGGGAGAAACUCGACGGCACUGAGGUCAAUGGCAGAAAGAUCCGGCUCAUCGAGGACCGGCCCGGCGCCAAGCGCCGCCGCUCUUACUCCCGCAGUCGCAGCCGCUCCAGGUCUCGCUCCAGGGGUCGCAGGUCCCACAAGAGCCGCAGCCGCAGUGACAGCAGCAGUCGCAGCCGCUCUCGGUCCAGGGCAGCUUCUCGCUCUCGCAGCCGCUCUCACAGCAAGAAGAGUAAGAGCAAGAAGGAGGAAGAGGAGCGCAGCAACGGCGCCCAGAAGGACGACGACCACAGCAGGAGCCGCAGCCCAAAGAGCAAGAAAGACGGGAAGAGGGACUCCCAGUCCCGCUCCAGGUCCAGAUCCCGCUCCCGUUCUCGCUCCAGGUCUCGCUCCAGGUCGGAGGUCAAGGAUCGCUCCAGGAAAUCUGUCUCCAAGACAGACGAUCAGCCUUUUAAGUUAGCGGUAGAUGCGAGUGACACUGGGGUGGGCGCUGUUCUUUUGCAGGAGGGUGCUGAUGGAGUGGAGCACCCAGUGUCUUAUUUUUCAAAGAAGCUUGAUCGCCAUCAGAAAUGGUAUUCGACCAUGGAAAAAGAAGCAUUGGCGCUUGUGAUGGCGUUAGAACAUUUUGAGGUUUAUGUGGGCUCAACCAGUGUUCCUGUGGUGGUAUAUACCGAUCAUAACCCCCUCGUCUUUCUGCACAGAAUGCGGAAUAAAAAUAGGCGUUUGAUGAGCUGGAGUUUGAGACUGCAGGCCUUUAAUGUGGAGGUCAAACAUGUCCGUGGCAGGGAUAAUGUUUUGGCUGACGCAUUGUCGCGUCUGUGACAAUUUGUUUCCUGAACAAUGUAUUCUGAAUGUUUUGUU